Molecule: messenger RNA, 2069 nt
Organism: Betta splendens (Siamese fighting fish)
Lineage: Eukaryota; Metazoa; Chordata; Actinopteri; Anabantiformes; Osphronemidae
Gene: rnf180b
Product: ring finger protein 180b
Exons: 8
Coding region: 147-1679 (510 amino acids)
Biological process (GO): positive regulation of proteasomal ubiquitin-dependent protein catabolic process; serotonin metabolic process; norepinephrine metabolic process
Cellular component (GO): endoplasmic reticulum membrane
Molecular function (GO): ubiquitin conjugating enzyme binding; ubiquitin protein ligase activity
Source: RefSeq, a predicted model, not a curated record
UUUUUUGGUGUUUCGGGCUUUCCGUAGGAAUGUCCCAGGUCAUGACGUCACGUGUUUGCUGAGAGGGAAAACACUAGGUUGUGUCAACUUCGUUGUUUUUGUGCGCUGGGAUUCUUUGUCAAAGUCCACACAGAUGUCAGGGAACCAUGCUCCGCUGCAGGCGUUGUCGCAAACUUGUCAUAGACUCAACAUGUUUGGAGAUGCAGGUUGAUGAAACGAUCAGCUCAGCUGCUGUUUGUAAUAUUUGGCAUGUUAAUGCUGAUCUGCUGCCAGACUGGAUACUGACCUCUGUUCAUCAGGCACAAUGGACUGUGGGAAAACUAAACUGUCAGAACUGCAGCGCUCGACUGGGUGGUUUCAACUUCCUUAGCAAUAGUCAGUGUCCCUGCGGCCGGUAUAACACGGUCCACCUCAACAAAAGCCGUGUGGAUUGUGACCAAAGAAAACAUGUCCUCAUUGUCCAACCUAGGAGGAUGAGACCUGGGAGAGCAGGACAAGCUUGUCUGCUGUCAGACCCCCUUCAGAACAGUGAAGAGAGUCCUGCACCGAACAGAUCACCGUUUAACUGUAUGGCUGUGAUGUCUGAUGUGUUUACUGCAGAGGCCACAGACACACUGACUGACAGUGAGGACACAUUACCUUUCAGUCCUCUGUAUUGCAUUUCUAAUAGAAGAAGGUGCAGUAUGGAAGAUGAUGCUGCUUUCAGGUUGUCGUGUUUCUGCCCUGCAGGUCUUAUGGACGGGUCUGCUCUUAAUUUGUCAAAUGCAGGGGUGGAUGAAGAUACACAGUUGCCUGCAUCUUCCCCCGCAAGUCAGCCGUUUGACACAGGCGCCGAAGCAUCGUUCAGCGCCAUCGCUUGCCACACAUCUGGUUUUAGGGAGAGACAGUCAGAGCAAGCCCUGCUGCAAAAUCCCACAAAUGAUGCGUCUCCUGGACGAGAAGAUGUCUCAGAUUCAGACAUGCUCAUCAGAGGAAGAACGGUCUCUGAUGAUGAAGCUGAGCAAGAGGAGGUAGUUCUGUCUCAAGCCUCGUCAGUCUCAAACAGGCUGAGCAAAAGAGAGAAGAACCGUCUGAAGAGUGUGCGAAGAAAACAAAGGAGGAGAGAGCUCUGGUUGAAAAGUCAGCUGGAGGAGGAGCAGGCUGGGAGUGUGAGCAGGGCGCCGCUGGACGGUGAGGAGGACCGAGAGGGCGUGACCUGCGCCGUGUGUCUCGACAUCUACUUCAGCCCCCACAGCUGUCAUCCUUGCGGUCACAUCUUCUGCGAGCCGUGUCUCCGCACGCUUGCCAGGAGCAGGACAGCGAACACACCCUGCCCUCUCUGCCGCACACUCAUCUCACACACAAACAUCCACAAAGAGCUCGAUCAAAACGUGAAGGCGAUGUUUCCAAAAGUGCACUCCACCCGCAAGCAGAAUUUCCACAAUGCUCCAUGUGCCAAAUGGCCCCUACCCAGCGUUCAGAAAGGAUUUCGUACCUUUUGGGGCUAUCAGAGACAGACCAUGAUGGCGAGGAGACGCUGGCACUUUGCUAAUGCAGGCUUCGCCCUGCACACGCUGGACUUCACCGGCAUGCAGGGCUGGCUCUUCAACAUCGGCCUGGUCAUCAUUUACAUCCGCUCAGUCAACUGGAUCCUGGUUUUCCUGCUCUUCUGUUUUCUCUUGUACUACUUUUUCUUUUGAGAAACAAACUCUUGAGAGUCUGUGUUGCACUAUUACUGUAUGUGAGUUUGUGUCCAUAAGGGGACAGAGCCUGUGCUGUUUCAGUGUUAAAUGUUCCAGAUACUGUACAUCUUAUAUCAGGUCAGGAUAAAUGAGAGCACAAUGCUUGAAAACACAGUUUAAAUUGCAUUUUUAUAGUAUGAGCCAAUAAUAAUAUUCUGUGCUUCUUGCCUUCACCACAUCCAGUCUUGUGCAAUGUGGUUAGUACAAUGAGACUUAUUAUUUUCAAACAACCUACUAAAUAUUUAAGUUAGAGGGAAAGGGCACUUGAAUUCUAUUCCUACUCAAAAUUAUUUAUAAUUAUAUGUGAUAUAGUUUAAAACCCUACAAAUAAAUACUGCUUUGAAGCGA